AUGGGUGUUUGCUGUUAGAAAAACAAAAAAAGUGAAUUCACAUAAUAUUAACAUAUGGAAGAGGAUAUUUGGAAAUCAAAAGCUAUUUUCCCUGACCAAUAUCUCAAAGUGCUAGAAUAAAGAUAUUAUGCAUUGUAGCCUGAAUAUGGUCUAAAUUUGGAAAAGUUAAGUCGGUUGAUACCGAAUAUUAAAUCAAAGCAUCUUUUAAACAGGCUGUUAAAAUAUUUUAAUAUGAAAAUGGAGGAUCAGAUUGAUUUUAAUGGAAUCUGCCUACUAAUAAGUAAAUUCUUAAAUGCAGGAUAAACGGGAAAAAUAGAAAUAUUGUUUCAAUUAUAUGACUUAGAUAAUGAUUAAAUGCUGGAUUCAAAGGAAUUUAAUUUAUUUAUUUAAGAGAAUGAUAAUUUAUUAGAUCAAAGUACAAGAAGAAAUUAAAAUUUUACGAGAUCCAAAUUCAAAACUUGGGCUGAAGGUAAUCUCAAACUAGAUAAGACAAUGUCAUUUAAAAUAUUUUUAAGGCCAGAUUAGGAAAAAUAAAUGAUAGAAUAGUUAAAGGAUCAAAUAAAAAAUGAUAAAGUUUAUAUAAUAAGCUCUAAAUGGUGGGAUAACUGGAAGUAAUAUGUAAAUAUGGCAACUGCUAACCCUGGGUAAUAAAUAGAUGAUGUCACGCAAAAACCUUAACAGGAAUUUAUAGAAAUCAGUUCUUAAUUAUGGUUAGCUAGACCAGGACCAAUUGAUAACAGAGACAUAGCAGGGGAAUAUGAAGGAGAAUUGAAGCUUCAGGCAAAACAAAAGUGUGAUUUUUAAGAAGUAGGAGAAGAUGCUUGGAAGGAGUUAUUGAGCUGGUAUGGAAUCACAGAUAAAAGACUUGAAUUUAAGAGAAGGGGAAAAUUUGAUAAAGAUGGCUUUAAGAUAGAAGUUCAUCCAACUAUUAUAUAAGCUUUUGAAACAGAUGCGAAUGGAAUUGUAUAGUAUAAAAAAUGGUUUAAACUUAAAAUGUCUGAAGAUUCAACAAUGCAUGAUGUCAGAAGAAAACUAUUUUAGAAAUUUCAAAUUAAAACCAUAAAUGGUUCAGAAUAUCUGUUAUAUAAGAUGAAAAUUAAUGAAGAUUGGGAGUUGAUUUUAGAUUUAGAUGAUAACAUUUCAAGUCUAAAUAUUACAUCUGGAACGUACUUCACAUUAACUAAACUUAAAUAAAAGCCCAAAUCCAAAGUAGGUAAUUGGUAAUUAGGUUAAAAAAGUUUAAUUGAAGAUCCUUCUCAAAGAGUUGAAAAAAUGUGUUUAGCGUAAAGAUUUACUGAAGAUCUUAAAUAUGUUAUUUUGCAUAUUGAAGGAUAGAGUUUUUUCGAUGAUUUUUAAUUAGAAAUAAAAGAAAAUCAUGGGGCCUAAUUUAACUCUUACAUAUAAGGAAGAUCUUAUAAUAUUAAAUAUCCUGGUUUAUAAAACCUUGGCAACACUUGUUAUAUGAAUGCAGCCUUACAAUGUUUAAUAAACACUAAAUAUUUUUUUAAUUUUCUUUUUAAUGAAGGCUACAAGAAUAAAGUUAAAGUUAACAAUUCUUUGGUACAACAUCUAAGUUCUCUAGCAAAAGAAAUGACUCAAACAGCUGAAUUAUCAAUAUCACCCUCAGUUUUUUAAAAUGCUUUAGUUAGGAUUUGCCCCAGAUUUAAGAUGUAUGAAGCCUAAGAUGCAGACGAAUUCUUAGAUUAUUUAUUAACUCAGAUUUCCGAUGAAUUAAAAGGGUAUGACACAUAAUAGGAUACAGUCAUUGAGACCCUUUUUCAAGGAGAUUACUUAACUUAAAAACAAUGCUCGAGUUGUCAAUAUGAGAUGAACGAACCAGAAAAGAAUAAAAUAUUUCGUUUAAAAAUUUAAGAAGAAGCUGGUGUUUUUAAAUUAAGGCUAUUAAUCUUUAUGAAAUUAAAAUUUAUUUAUGAUCGCGAUGAAUAAUUUGUUGUAAAUCAAAAAGACUUACUGAAGAAAACGAUUAUCCUAACAAAAAAUGAUGGCUCUUUUACUAUGAGAGAUCUAUAUGAAAAGAUAAAUUCAAUUUUAGGUCUUGCUUAAAAUGAAUAUGAAUUUGCUAGAAGUUAUAAGAAGGAAUUUAUAAAAAUUUUUAUCAAUAUUGAUGAAAAUCAAGAAUUAACUAAAUUGGGUAUUAACCAAAAUAAGACUCUAAAUUUAUAUUAAUUGGGAAGUAUACAUUAAGCAGAAAGAGAAUUUGAAACAAUUUCCUAAAUGUUUAAUUAUCCAUCUCAAGAUUUCAAGUUAAAUGACCUAAUCAAUUUUUUGGAUCCUAAUAAUUAAUGGAAACAAGGUAAAAUAGUCUAAGUAAUCCAAUCGAAUCCGAUUAAAUAUAAAAUACUAUAUCGUUUACAAUAACAAAAUAACAACUAAAAACAAUUUGAAUAUAUUAUGGACAAAUAAAAAAUUGUAAAAUUUAGAGAGAAAAUUAAACAUCACACCCAUGAGAAAGUCCCACUUUUACAUUAUUAUUUCAAUACAUUUAAGAAGCAAUAUAAUUUAACAUUAAAGCCAAUCAUCCUUUUGCUACCGAUUUAAUCGCUGUCUCUUUUGGAACUAAAAGUCUACAUUUACAAAUAAGUUUCAAGAUUUAUUAACAUUACUCAUUUCAACGUUCAAUCUCCUUUCAAAUCAUCGAAUGUAUCCUAAUAGGAAAUUUGUAAUUUCUUUUCAAAUCCAUCAUUCCCAUAUAAAAUUCGAGUAUUAGAUUAGAAUAGGAAAUGCUUAUUUUGUGAGAACAUACGGCCACAUAACAAUAUUACGUAAUCUCAUUGUAUGGGAUGUGAAGAAGAUCCGAUAUUAUUAAAUUUCGAUCAAUUUACAAAGCCAAGUAUAAUUUUGGAGUGGAAGGAAAUAAAAUUUGCCAAAAUAUUAGAGAAAAGAAAAGAUGAAUUAGAAGAGAGAAGUCUAAUUCAUCUUAGGCUUUAGAAGUGUCUAGAAAAAUCAGCAGAGGAUACAUUUAUAACAUAAGAAUGCUUUUCAUGCAGGUAAAACACUCAAAUUAGAAACAAUUCUUAUCUAAAUAAACCCCCGAUAAUGUUGAUUAUUAAUUUGCAAAAAUACAAAAGUAAUGGAGAAUAAAUUGAAAGAUAUAUUGAUUUUCCUUUAAAUUCUCUUGACAUAAAGGAUUGUCGAAGAUCAAAACAGCCUGUAUUGUAUGACCUUUAUGCUGUAAUUAACAAUAAAAGAGGAAGGGAUAUCACACAUUAUACCGCGUAUGUAAAAAAAAAGGAUGAAUGGUAUGAAUUUGAUGAUUCCAAUGUUCAGAAGGUAAGAGAGGUUUAAACAAAGAACGCAUAUCUCUUAUUCUAUACUAUACAAGAAAUUCCAGAGGACAGUGAUAUCAGUUUGCUAAAUUUUAAAUGA
Molecule: messenger RNA, 3387 nt
Organism: Paramecium tetraurelia
Lineage: Eukaryota; Ciliophora; Oligohymenophorea; Peniculida; Parameciidae
Exons: 4
Biological process (GO): protein deubiquitination
Molecular function (GO): calcium ion binding; cysteine-type deubiquitinase activity
Source: RefSeq, a predicted model, not a curated record